CCAGUCUUGAGUUUGUGCAGAAAAAAUUUGCAGUUUUGUGCCUUGCUUCUCUUCUGUCUUCACUCUUUGGCUGCGUCAUUAUCUCUGAAUCCUGUUGCACGUGUAGCCAACACUCUGUUAAACCUACCGGUUUCCUCCUAAAAAUGGACCAGUCAUUUUUAUCUGCGUCUUCCCUAAAAAGGUCAGUCUUUUUUUCCAUAUCUUCUCUCUCUCACAUCCGUUACAAACACAGUAGAAGCCACUGAAUUUUGUGCGAAGUUUGUGUUGUGGGGUCCAUGCAUCCCACCAGCACCACCUCCCUUGAAAUUGUCCUACUGUGCUCUCACCUAAACUCCCCACCAGUACCAACACCACCUGACCUCUCUUUCUUUGAAUUUCCCUCCGUGGAGGAAACCAAAAACCAAUCACAUUGGGCAUUGUUUGCUGCAAAUUUGGUUUUUUUAAUGGCUUUGAAGUGUGCCUCCAUCUGGGUUUGUGCUAAAGUACCUCACUUUCAUCUUGGGGUGCCAAAUUUGGAGGCUAGGCGAUAUGGGGUUGCUUCAGAGUUGAAGCUUCCCAAGUGGGAAUUUUGUUGUUCGGCUGUUGUGGCAGAGCAACCUAUCACUUCUCUUGAUGAUGAGAAGCUGUACGGUGCUGGACUUGCGUCUUCUCAUUCUUUUAGUCGGACCCUGGAAAUUAAGUCCAUGGUGUUGCAGAAGGACUUUAGUCUUCUUCCUAAACCCCUGUCUGCGAAUGAUCUACUUCCUUCUCCUGAUGAUGGGACAAGAGUUCGGGUUGCUUAUCAGGGGAUAGCAGGGGCAUAUAGUGAGGCUGCUGCAUUGAAAGUAUACCCUGACUGUGAAACUGUUCCAUGUGAUCAAUUUGAAUCUACAUUUAAGGCAGUUGAACUUUGGUUGGUGGAUAAAGCAGUUCUCCCUAUCGAGAAUUCUCUAGGUGGUAGCAUUCACCGUAAUUAUGACUUACUUCUUAGGCACAAGCUGCACAUAGUUAGGGAGGUCCAGAUGGCUGUAAAUCACUGCCUUUUAGGGUUGCCUGGUGUCAGAAAGGAUGAACUGAAACGUGUUUUGAGCCAUCCCCAGGCGCUGGCCCAAUGUGAGAUGACUCUAGGCAAGUUAGGUCUGGUUAGGGUCAAUGCUGAUGAUACUGCUGGUGCUGCUCAGAUGGUUGCUGUAAGUGGCAAAAGAGAUACUGGAGCAAUAGCAAGUUCUCGAGCUGCAGAAAUAUAUGGACUUGACAUUCUGGCUGAAAAAAUCCAGGAUUGCAAUGAGAAUAUUACCCGUUUCCUAAUACUUGCAAGAGAACCCAUAAUUCCAGGAAUCAAUGGGCACUACAAGACAAGCAUUGUCUUUGCUCUUGAAGAAGGUCCUGGCGUGCUGUUCAAAGCCUUGGCAGUCUUUGCAAUGAGGGAUAUCAGUUUAUCAAAGAUAGAGAGUCGCCCACAACAAAACCGUCUUCUAAGAAUUGUGGAUGAUUCUAACAAAGGAAAUCCCAAUGGCAGGAACUUUGACUACCUUUUUUAUAUUGAUUUUGAGGCCUCAAUGGCAGAGCCCCGUGCUCAAUAUGCAUUGGGACAUUUGCAGGAAUUCUCAACAUUUCUCCGCAUUCUGGGUUGCUACCCCAUAGAUACAGGUAUAUAGAUGGAUACCCUCAUGGAGUUCAUCUUCCCAUCUUUUAUUUGAUCUGUGAAGCCUGCAAGGUGGAGAGCUGUUAAAACAUCAAGUAGUGUACAGAGCCCUCAUCCAGCUGAAGGUGAAAAAUAAUUUUCCUGGGAAAUGCUGAAAGCUUUCUGGGUUUAGUCUGCAAUCUUCUUUAGUAUGUAUGAUCUUCCCUCUUUUUGUUUUUCCAUACCUCCCAAUGGGGGUAUACCUAUCUUUGAGGCCAUCGCCUGUGUUUAUGUAGCAGUUUACAUUUCAAGAAUAAACAUUUGGAAGUUUC
This is a messenger RNA of Rubroshorea leprosula, 1935 nucleotides long. NCBI's taxonomy places the organism in Eukaryota, Viridiplantae, Streptophyta, Magnoliopsida, Malvales, Dipterocarpaceae. The record is from the annotation of a GenBank genome assembly.